Messenger RNA from Daldinia loculata, 2181 nucleotides. Its product is annotated as Zip-domain-containing protein. Gene Ontology annotation, cellular component: plasma membrane. Gene Ontology annotation, biological process: zinc ion transmembrane transport. Gene Ontology annotation, molecular function: zinc ion transmembrane transporter activity. The coding region runs from base 580 to 2025 and encodes 481 amino acids. The transcript has 7 exons. The record is from RefSeq and is a predicted model, not a curated record. NCBI's taxonomy places the organism in Eukaryota, Fungi, Ascomycota, Sordariomycetes, Xylariales, Hypoxylaceae.
GUGCGUCAUACGUAGUAUGUACCAAAAUUUCUGCGCUUAUACCUGCACAGACACAUACAUAGCCUUUAAGAUGGCGGAUAAAUACAUGAAGACUGGUGUGCCGUGAGCGCGUUUCCAUCCGCUUGGAACUCGCAAGGUUUCACGACGCCCAUCAAGGUUCUUGCUCAUUAUUACAUGACUGAAAAGAAGAAGUUAUCGUGUCAAGACUUCAAAUAGUCAAUUUCUCUUCGGGUUUCCACUUAGACGUGCCAAGCAGCUGGAGGAAGGCCAAGGGAAGCUGUGUGGGGGAUAAAAACGGGCUAGAAUAUACUUCGCGAGAACGCCAAGUAUAACUUCCUAAGUUAUCAAAAAGCCGAAGCACCUUGAUGGCCAAAAAAGAGACUUCUGAAGCGAAAAACCCCAUUUAAAUAAUUGCAAAAAUCUUUCUUCAAUUAUAUUAUGCGGCUCUGCCAAUAGGCCUCUCCAUUCAUUCAACGCAGCUACGACUCGCCAUAAACCACCCCCCUAUUUUGGGAUUGGACAGAGGCCACAAUCGACUUAAAUACACUUGGAAGCAACAAUACACGUACUUUUGGCAUUAUGGGUUGGUCCCGGAAGCGGCCGACAGCCCUUUCACUUGCCGUUAUUAUCGCGCUUGACGUUUUUUCCUACGCCAAAGCAUCAUAUAUCCCUCCAAGACCUAUAUCACAGGGUCCAAUGACCACACCAGCUCCUACAGUCCCUCGAGCUACUGAAAGUUUUACUGCUGUAUCAGAAUGCCAUAUGCACGGCGCCUCAGUAUUCUGUCUCUAUGGUACAACGGAGCUUCAAAUGGUGGUACCGGCGACAGGAACUAGCGAAAUCCCUCCAACAUACACAGGCUGCCAUAAGCACGGGGAUGAAUCAUUUUGUCUUGCGCCCGAUGGCUCCGACGUUGAAGUCCUCGGUCUUAACAGCGAGGACCCAGCCGGCCACUCAGAAGAGAGCGACGCACACAGUGAGAGCGAGGGACAAAAUUGCCAUUUCCAUGCAGGGGUUGAACAUUGUGUCGGCGGGUCGAGCGAGAGUGGCGUAGCACAGUGCUCACGACGAGAUCGAGACUACAACGUCCCUCUUAGGAUUGGACUUCUCUUCGUUAUUCUAGUCACAAGCUUCAUCGGCGUCGCAGGGCCAAUAUUCCUCAAACCUAUACUGCCACAGAAGUUCCAGCCAGUUUUCCUCAUUCUAAAGCAAUUCGGCACCGGAGUUAUAAUAGCAACAGCAUUUGUCCACCUUUUCACGCAUGCCCAGCUUAUGUUCACCAAUGAGUGUCUUGGAGAGCUUAAGUACGAAGCAACAACAGCUGCGAUUGUCAUGGCCGGGAUGUUCUUCGCAUUCGUAAUAGAGAACGCGAGUCAUCGCUUAGCCCAAAGGUUCUGGGCAAGAACUCAGUACAACAGCGAGGUAAUUGGUGUCGCAGUACUUGAAGCUGGCAUAAUAUUUCACUCACUUCUGAUCGGCGUUACUUUGGUGGUUGCAGGGGACAGCUUCUUCGUAACUCUUUUUGUUGUCAUCCUCUUCCACCAGAUGUUUGAGGGUAUAGCUCUCGGUACCCGCAUUGCCUCUGUUGGUCAUUUUAAUAGAGCUGAAGGAGAAAAUGCCAAUCAUGCACAAUUAGCCAGGGAUGAUACCACGUCCACACAAGUUCCAACAAUCACGGACAAUGGAGACUCUCUGCAGGAAAGUAAGGAUUUGAAUUCGUUACAAAUGUCCCAGAAAUUUCUAAUGGCUGCCGCCUUUGCUUUGGUCACUCCGGUUGGUAUGGCGAUUGGUAUUGGGGUUCUGAAUCAGUUUAAUGGCAAUGACCCCAAAACACUGAUUGCUCUGGGGACUCUCAAUGGUUUAUCAGCCGGUAUACUCAUAUGGGUUGGAGUUGUGGAGAUGUGGGCAGGAGAUUGGAUGUUUGGUGGUGAAUUGGAAAAUGCAGGGGCUGUGAUAACAACUCUUGGAGGAUUAGGACUGGUUGCGGGAAUGGCUCUAAUGAGCUUUUUAGGAAAAUGGGCAUGAGGAUGGCAACGUCAUAAGAAAUCAUAGAUUUCAUUUCUAAAACUAAUAUCAUUCUGUCAUAGAGUCACGGCGCUUCUCUGGUGACUAAAGAGAAAACUUUGAUACUUGAAAUAUGUCCCAAUAUUUCGUAUUUGGACCUUACCUACUUCUCUUAAA